This is a messenger RNA of Aspergillus uvarum CBS 121591, 564 nucleotides long. RefSeq lists its product as uncharacterized. The transcript has a single exon. The record is from RefSeq and is a predicted model, not a curated record. Lineage: Eukaryota; Fungi; Ascomycota; Eurotiomycetes; Eurotiales; Aspergillaceae. The coding region runs from base 117 to 515 and encodes 132 amino acids.
GCCACAUCCUCGGGUUCUGCAACCGCAACCCCACAGAAUGCUCCCCACGGAAAACCAAUUGCUGCAGAAAAAGGGCAGGGGAGGGCAAGAAUUACCGACAGCCAGCUGGCCCCACCAUGACCGCGCCGAGGGAUACGAGCCUGUCACGAAGCGCCAAACCCGCCACCAAACCGCGUGACUCGGAUAGGCCCGAGCGUCGACCACCACCUCCAGAGUUGAAUUCCUCUGGAUUCUUGCUUUGUAGAAAGAACAUCAUGGAAUUGCCGGGGUUUUGCCGAGGGGUGGUGGUGGUGGUGGUGGUGGGCAGCACGGCUCGGCUGGUACAGCGGCGGCAUUGGCUGAAUUCCCUUCCAUUCCUCGUGGAGUCCCCGCAUUCUCCCCUUUCUUGCUCCAUCCCCGGACUCGGUUUGUCCCCGAACCCCAACCCUAACUUCUGGAUGUCACACUUCACGCUCCACUUGAGAGCUCUACCUCUGCUGUUUUCCUCCCUCCUAGCAUCGGAGGCGACGAGUUAGACUUCAGUCACCGGGCUUUUCUCGUGCCAUGCCAGUUUUCCACGCCGCA